UCAUCAGACAAAAAGCGUUUAAUCACAUUACUGUGUUGUAUUUCCCUUGUCAGACUUCACCAUCUUCUUAGCAGACUACCCAAAGAAUGAGAAAGACCAAAAACACCUCGCUGGACACCGUGGUGACAGAGUUCAUUCUCCUGGGCUUGUCUCACCCACCUCAUCUAAGAACCCUCCUCUUCCUGGUCUUCUUCAUCCUUUACAUCCUGACUCAACUGGGGAACCUGCUCAUUCUGCUCACCGUGCGGGCUGACCCGAAGCUCCACGCUCGCCCCAUGUACAUCCUACUGGGAGUGCUCUCAUUCCUGGACAUGUGGCUCUCCUCAGUCAUUGUUCCUCAAGUCAUCCUAAACUUCACUCCUGCCAGCAGGGCCAUCCCGUUUGGUGGCUGUGUGGCUCAGUUGUAUUUCUUUCACUUCCUGGGCAGCACCCAGUGCUUUAUCUACACCCUGAUGGCCUAUGACAGGUACCUGGCAAUAUGCCGGCCCCUGCGCUACUCUGUGCUCAUGAAUGGGAGGUUGUGCACAGUCCUUGUGGCCGGAGCUUGGGCGUCCGGCUCCAUCCAUGGGUCUAUCCAGGCCACCCUGACCUUCCACCUGCCCUACUGUGGCCCCAGUCAGGUGGAUUACUUUGUCUGUGACAUCCCUGCAGUGUUGAGACUGGCCUGUGCUGAUACAACUGUCAAUGAGCUGGUGAUCUUUGUGGACAUUGGAGUAGUAGCUGCCAGCUGUUUCAUGUUAAUUUUGCUCUCCUGUGCCAACAGAGUCCACGCCAUCCUGAAGAUACGUACUGCUGACGGGAGAUGCCGGGCCUUCUCCACCUGUGGUUCCCAUCUGACCGUGGUCACAAUCUACUACGUUCCCUGUAUUUUCAUCUACCUUAGGGGCUGGCUGCAAGAGUCCUCUGGAUGGAGCAGUGGCUGUGUUUUACACUGUUGUCACUCCACUACUGAAACCCCUCAUCUAUACACUGAGGAACCAGGAAGUGAAGUCUGCUCUGAAGAGGUUAACAGUAGGGACUAAAAGAAAAUAAGUAACUACACCAACAUCAUCAUCACUACCACUCUUUCAGCUACCACUGCAUGUGA
This is a messenger RNA of Carlito syrichta (Philippine tarsier), 1087 nucleotides long. RefSeq names its product olfactory receptor 10G2-like. The record is from RefSeq and is a predicted model, not a curated record. Gene Ontology annotation, biological process: G protein-coupled receptor signaling pathway. The transcript has 2 exons. Gene Ontology annotation, cellular component: membrane. NCBI's taxonomy places the organism in Eukaryota, Metazoa, Chordata, Mammalia, Primates, Tarsiidae. Bases 87 to 1022 code for a protein of 311 amino acids. Gene Ontology annotation, molecular function: olfactory receptor activity; G protein-coupled receptor activity.